UCAUUUUGCUUAAUCUCGUGGUUUCUUCGUCGCCUGCAAUUUCACUCUUCCCUUCCCGAACUCUCGAGAACUUGCCUUGCCGGCGGAGCGUCCGCGUUGCGCCGGAGAUAAGGCUUUCAAAUUCCGUCAUCCCGCCUCACAGCUCUAGGUUUUUCAACCUCGUAACUUUAGGAUAUCGCUCAGUUUGCUUCUCUCGCAACUCGAAGAUUAGGUUAGAAUCGUAUCGAACCGUCUGGGUGGCGUCGAUGGCGUCCGGUUCCAGAGGCAUCGACCUUCUCGCCUUGUACAACGAUGACGAAGACGAAGAUGAGAUGGAUGAGGACCAGGUGCCGCCUGUGGCGGAGGCACAGUCAGAGACCGUCACAAGGACUAUGGAGAUUGAUGUCGCAAGUUCCGCGGAAGCUUCUUCCACUGAAAGGGAAAAGAAUAAUCAGUUGAGCAGUUUUACUUCGCAGCCGUCAGCUGAAUGCCUUGAGGAUACACAGAUUGGCAAAGAUGUUUUGGAUCCUAAUGGAUAUGUCAAAAGUGGCCAUGUUGAAGAAAAAAUAGAUGGUAGAACACCAGGAGCUCUUGCCUUAAGAACUUCAACAACUCAAUUAGAUCCUCUCCAACCAUCUGAUUUGUCUGGGCAACCUUCAGUAAUUGGAGUGCCUCAUGUGGAGGCUGCUUUAACUUCUUCAAUGGAAGGGAAAAAGGAUGAUUCUUUAAGUAGGUUUCUUCCCCCAGCUCCAUCUGCUGAAUGCCCUAAAGAGUUACAGGAAAGAUUUAAAAAGUUCCUUGCAUAUAAGCGAGCUGGAAAAAGUUUCAAUGCAGAGUUACGCGGUAGGAAGGACUAUAGAAAUCCUGACUUUUUGCAGCAUGCUGUCAGGUAUCAGGAUAUUGAUGAGAUUGGAACUUGCUUCAGUAAGGAAGUCUUUGAUCCUCAUGGGUACGACAAAAGUGACUAUGUUGAUGAAAUAGAGAAUGAUAUGAGGCGUGCUAUGGAAAGGAAGGAACAGGAAAGGAAAAAGAGGCAGAGUGUUGAGUUUGUUUCAGGUGGAAUACAACCUGGUGCAGGUGUUCCUACUCCAAUUUUAAGCACACAAAAUUCAGUUGCCGCUGCAAAUGUUCUGCCAUCAGUUCCAACCAUAGAUUCUUCAAUGAAAGACAUUAGACUGAACGAGAAGACAAAAUGGGAUAAGAUUGAUGGAGAUUUUCAGAGCUCGACGCUUCUGGUGGGACAUGACAAUUCAUCACGUUCACAUGCAGCGUUGUUGCCUGCUGUUAAUACUGACGCAGAAUAUACAGCUUAUGUGCAACAAAAGCAAACAGAAGCCGAGGAAAAAAAAAAAAUCCAGCGAGAGGCAGUUUGAUAAAUGAAUGAGCUUAUUAAGAGAAAUCAAGCAAGUGAGAGUUUGAUAAUCAUAGCAUGAUUAGAGCUUUUGGAAAAAGGUACACAAGUAUCCACGUCGAACGGAUUUCUCCCUCAUCUUUAUCGAGCCCCAUCUGCUGAUACAUCAAUCAAGAGCAAUACGAUUUGCAUUCUCCAUCACGGAAACUUAAGGGUACGCCAAAUCUGGUUUAUUUAGUUUCUCAUGCUCCUACAUACUACUCGCAUCACCUGCAUCAUUUUUAUUGUGACACGUCAAAAUGAUGUCAAAGUUCUCGUUGUAAUAUUUCGUCUAAAAAAUAUCAAAAUGUUUGGAUGAA
This is a messenger RNA of Zingiber officinale, 1689 nucleotides long. RefSeq lists its product as uncharacterized. The coding region runs from base 246 to 1352 and encodes 368 amino acids. Gene Ontology annotation, cellular component: nucleus. Gene Ontology annotation, biological process: regulation of DNA-templated transcription. NCBI's taxonomy places the organism in Eukaryota, Viridiplantae, Streptophyta, Magnoliopsida, Zingiberales, Zingiberaceae. The transcript has 9 exons. The record is from RefSeq and is a predicted model, not a curated record.